CCCGCUCUAUUCUUGCAGUCGGAGCGCAGCAGCUGGAAGAGUUGGACGUGUCGCCAGGUCAGCCAUGUCAUCUGAGCCUCCCCCGCCACCGCAGCCUCCCACGCAUCAGACGUCUAUAGGGCUAUUGGACACCCCUCGUGCCCGGGAUCGCUCUCCAUCCCCUCUGCGGGGCAACGUCGUCCCUAGCCCUUUGCCUACCCGCCGGACAAGGACCUUUUCAGCGACGGUGCGGGCUUCACAGGGCCCUGUCUACAAAGGAGUCUGUAAAUGCUUCUGCCGGUCCAAGGGUCACGGCUUCAUCACCCCGGCUGAUGGUGGGCCUGACAUCUUCCUGCACAUCUCUGAUGUGGAAGGGGAGUAUGUUCCCGUGGAAGGCGACGAGGUCACCUAUAAGAUGUGCUCUAUCCCGCCCAAGAAUGAGAAACUGCAAGCUGUAGAGGUGGUCAUCACCCACCUGGCACCAGGGACGAAGCAUGAGACCUGGUCCGGGCACGUCAUCAGCUCCUAGGGACCUGCAAGAACCCCUUCUCCUGGGCUUGAGGGAGACUUUGGGGGAAAGAGGAGCAGGGCCACCCUGGAUAUAACAUUCUACCACACAAGAUGGGGGCCUCAAGGCGGGCAUGGCCCCUUUCAAGCAUUUCCUGGAGGGGGAAGGAGUUGCGGGCAGGCAAGGGGUGCUCUCAGCCACCAGUACAGCCUCCAGCCAUUGCAACAAGCUCUCACUGUCUGAAAAGCAUUAAAAGCAUUUGAAAAGGAGAGGCAACUGCAGAGGCUGAGUGGAGAGGGUGCAGUCCCAGCCCAAAGCACCCAGGUAGGCCAAACAUGCUAUUUUCCCAAAUGCCCCCUUCAGAUCAACCCCAUAACAACUAUUCCUGGAACUAGAAACAGAAAUCCUCUGAUUUAUUUGGCUUCCUGAGGGAUGUCACCAACUCCAUGAGACUUUCCAUGACCCAAUGCCCUAACUUGGGACCAGGUCAGUCCAGCCUCAGCCUGGCUGGUUGGGCGAGAGCUGCUGGCUUAUGUAUGUGGUUUAUGUAUGUGCAGAGCUUUCCAGGGGACUUUACCACUUGGUGCCUUUGCAGCAGGUGUGUCUCCACCUUCUGGGAAAGACUAACCCUUAGGAGCUCUGCCCUAGCAUAGUAGCCUGGGGCUGGGCACUGACCCCCCUCCUGAGAAGGCUGGGCUUGCUCACUUGGUUCUAGGGAUCAGGCAGCCUCCAUGUGGCAUUAAGGCUAUCAUUAAAGUAGUGCUGAGGGUGGCUGUGGGGGUGGGGAAGAGAGCUCUGCAGGAAGGCCCUACACAGGAGGGUGGUGCUUUACUUAAAAAGCAGAACCCAGGCUAGUGGUGCAUGCCUGUAAUCUCUGCACUUGGGAGGCUGAAACAACAUUCUAGGCCAGCCUAGGCUACAAUCAAUGUCUCAGAACAAGGGCUGGGGGGACAUAGCUCAGUGGUAAUGAGUGCUUUAUUUUAGCCCAGCUUGUGUAGGAGUCUCCAUUCCAGUGCUAGUGUAAACCCCUAUAUAUUGACACUGACUACAGGAGACAGGCAGCUUGCUUUCUGAUGGCCUUGUAAGGUUAGGAGUUGAAGGAGAACUCUACCUCUGACUGGAAUCAAAGGUAGAUUCUUUAAGACAGGCCUAGUAAAUGCCUAAGGAUCUUUUUCCCCCUCUUCCCCAGUGCUUGGGGAGCCUAGAGCCCUGGAUAUGCCCACAGCACAGAGCUACAAUGAAGCCACUGCCUGCUUUCUUUCGUGUGUGUGUGUGUGUGUGUGUGUGUGUGUGUUGGGUGGGGUGGGGGAAAGACAGGCUCCUGCUGUUUAGCCCAGGAUAGCUGCAAACUCUUGGCACCUUUCAUGCCUUGGCUUCCUGCUCCUUGGGGUCACAGGUGUGCCUUCGUUCCCUGCUGAUUUCUUUUUUACUCAACCUCCCCCAGAGCCCUGUUUGCCCUGCCCGCAACACUGGAGAUUUGUGAUCUCCAAAUGAACGAUCCCUAGACUUUCUGGUGCUAGGCUUUAGUUGUGAUUCGGAAAUAGAAUAGUUGGGUAAUGGGUUUGUCAGAACAGGGAUGUCAAUUCUACAGUGGCCCAGUUGCCACUGAGGGUUGUAUCCAUCCUAAAGGUACAAAGGCUGUGGCUUUCGGACAUAUAGGGGUCAGUGAUACAGCUUGGCUGGUAACGUGUUUAAAGAAUGAGUUUGAUUCCCAGAAAAAGUUAGAUGUGGUGGUGUACACCUAGGUAGCCCCAGAACUCGGGAGGCAGAACCAGGUGAAUGCCCAGGGUUUGCAAUCUAGGCAGCCUAGCCUAUUUGGUGAGUUUGAGGUCAGAGAACCUGUUUUUGUCUUUUUUAAAAAAUGUGCCUAGCACCUAAGAAAUGGGUGAAAACAGGUUGCUUUCUGGUUUCCACAUGCAUGAGAACACACAAAACAUAUGUGGAUACACUUGUUAGGGACUUGUGUAGCUGGCUUCCCGCCACCACCCUCGUGUGACCAUCUUUGUUGUUGAGCUACUGAUGGAUUUUUUUUCCCCCUACUUGGCCAAAGGUGGCCUUUCCCCCACACCAGGCUUGGCUUACCGCCCAGUGGCUCUCUUGUGGCCUAAGGACCAGAAGUCCAAACCCACAUUUGCCAUGACCCAGAAAGGCACCUUGUGACUGACAACUUUGUCACCCCACUGUUCCCAGUGAUCGGUACAGCUCGGCUUUCAUUCUGCUAUGGCUAGACUUUGGGUGACACAUGGUUGACCUGCCAGUGAGCCCUGCCCACCACUGAGCUGGCAGCCCAGUUCUGCUGGCAGGAUGGCCUCUGGAAUUUUCUGCCCCACAGAACCUUUUGUAAAGAGCUUUUCUUGUAUGGUCAGACCACUUCAGCCUGUAGACUUAUUCUGGAACUGCAGAGUGUUGGGGAAGACCCCCUCUGUUCACAGAGAUAACUUAUAGAUGAGGAGGGACCCUAGCUCCCAGUGCUGGAGACAAAACAGGAAAGAGAAUAGACACCCAGAUCUAGAUGUUUGAGCCCAUAAGCCAACUCUUCUCUAUAAUAAAGUGUUUUGUACAAGA
Messenger RNA from Rattus norvegicus (Norway rat), 3052 nucleotides. It is a transcript of the gene Carhsp1, whose product is annotated as calcium regulated heat stable protein 1. NCBI's taxonomy places the organism in Eukaryota, Metazoa, Chordata, Mammalia, Rodentia, Muridae. The coding region runs from base 65 to 508 and encodes 147 amino acids. Gene Ontology annotation, molecular function: nucleic acid binding. Gene Ontology annotation, cellular component: P-body; cytoplasm. The record is from RefSeq and is marked validated. The transcript is spliced from 4 exons.